CGCGAGGAGUGCCGGGCCUUCGUGGACAAAACAGCAGAAUUUCAGAAAAUAGUGGGCAGCUUGAUUGAGCUCGUUGACCAACUGGCCAAAGCUGCAGAAAAUGAGAAGAUGAAGGCCAUCGGGGCACGGAACCUGCUCAAGUCGAUCGCAAAGCAGAGAGAGGCUCAGGAGCAGCAGCUCCAGGCUUUGAUAGCUGAGAAGAAGAUGCAGCUGGAAAGGUACCGGAUCGAGUACGAGACUCUCUGCAAAAUCGAAGCGGACCAGAACGAAUUCAUCGACCAGUUCAUUUUCCAGAAAUAGAGGAUUUUAAGAUAAAAACCAACGCACGUGGAAACUUGACCAUUCCAGAAUCUUGAGAAUUUCAGAAAUAUGCAAUUCCCACUGUGCAGGAGUGCAGGUGGUUUGUACAAGGGAGGGGCUGUACCUCGGUACUGUGGCAAUAAGGAGGGCUGACAGCUCACAGCUGCACAGACUAUUCUGGCCUUUGAUUUUAUACCAGUUUUGUACAAUCAGUAGUUCUAAUUCAAAUUACAGUUGAAUUAAUGCUA
Messenger RNA from Ficedula albicollis (Collared flycatcher), 548 nucleotides. RefSeq names its product intraflagellar transport 20 (gene IFT20). Lineage: Eukaryota; Metazoa; Chordata; Aves; Passeriformes; Muscicapidae. The annotation marks the transcript as partial. The transcript is spliced from 4 exons. The record is from RefSeq and is a predicted model, not a curated record. Gene Ontology annotation, cellular component: centrosome; intraciliary transport particle B; Golgi apparatus. Gene Ontology annotation, biological process: centrosome localization; protein localization to cilium; intraciliary transport.